Symbiodinium pilosum is the source of this 13734-nucleotide messenger RNA. NCBI's taxonomy places the organism in Eukaryota, Dinophyceae, Suessiales, Symbiodiniaceae. The record is from the annotation of a GenBank genome assembly.
AUGGCGGCUGCCGCAGCCCUACCAAUCCAGAACGCCGCCAACGCCGAACAGGCCCGAGCAGAAGAAGUCCUCCGUGAUGCCGAAGAGGCACUGCCAGUCCUCUUCCCCGUCCAAGCGCCCCGUGACGUUCUUGCAGGCUUCUGGAGUGGAGUGAAGUGUGUUCUGGGCGGCCUCCUUGUGGGGCUCGCCGGGCUCAUCGCCCAGCCAAUCGAGGGCGCUCGAGAAGAUGGCAUUCUUGGCUGUUUUCGUGGCGUAGGCGUAGGUGUCUUGGCUGGCGGCUUCUUCGCAAUCACAGGUCUUUGCACAGGGGUUUUUCAAACACUGCGCGGAGUGGCAGCCACCCCCCGUGCCAUCUGCAUGGCGAGUCGCGGUUGGCACUGGGAUGCGCAGACCGGCACCUGGGCCGAGCCCAAGGCUUACUCGCUCCUGGAGGAGGCCGCCGAGGUACUCAAUGGAGAGGAGCCCGAGACAAACGAAGGCAACGGAGUGCCCACUUGGAAAGAAGAGCCGCAGCGGAUCAAGCGGCUCACAGAAGAGGGCGAGCAUGACCGCAAUUCCUGGGACCCAGAGCUAGAAGGCCUUAUUUACUCGUCAAAGGGGAUAGACUUCAUUCUGGAGACUUUGCGCCAACCAAUGGAGCAGAAGCAGAUCUUUCAGAAACGCAAGUUUUUAUCCGACUUCGAGGGCAUCCAACGGCAACCAGGUGAAGGGCUCAAAGCAUUCAGCAACCGAUACCGCCGCAUCGAGCGGAACCUCAAGGCAAUCAGCGUCGAGGUAGCCCUGAUGUAUGAUGGAGAGGCUCGUGGCAACCGACUGCUGGAGCCGGCCCGCUUGCCAUGGCAGGAUCAACGUCUGAUUCUGGUGGGGUGUCGCUACUCCCUUGCCUUCGAGGACGUGGCCGAGAGUAUGGCAAUGCAGUUCCCGGGCGGCAGGGCACAUGGCAAACCCGGCGGCUUCGUCAAGAAGGUCUACGUGACUGAGGCCGGCGACGGCAACGACGCUCCAGACCAGGACGACAAAGGCGAUGACCAGAACGACGACCAUGAGGACCAGCGCUGCGAAGAAAUUGGCCACCAUGAAAAUGGGAAGGAAAUUCAGCGGAGCGGCCAAGAAGGAUCCCGCCACGUUGAAGCGGGAGACGAAUUGCAUCGCUUGCGGCGAACGUGGUCACUGGAAAGGAGAUCCCGAGUCUCGGGUCUCCGGCAAGGGUUCCAGGACGGCAACGGCAAAGGCCCGGGCAAGAAAGCUGCGCAUCAGACUUACGUAGUACGUCACUCCGAGCACGGCGCCCUCGAGAUCACCGAUGACCAGACCUACGGCACCAUGUUCUCCGACCUGCUUGUGUACAGAGCCCCUUGCACAGACGCUUUUCAGUUCGGCAGUGGUGGCCCCGGAAGAGCCAAGCACCGCUUGUACAUGCCGGCUGGCGUAGGCGAAGCCGAUCUCGUGAUUGGAGCAAGCGUCCUAGAGGCAAACAUUCCCCUGCUCGCGUCCAAUCAGCUGCUUGAUGAGCUCGGCAUGGUGCUUGACAUGCCUAGGUCCUCUGCCACGUUCACCAAGCUAGGAGUGACAGUGCCUGUGCUUCGCGAGAACGGACAUCUGACUAUAUCAGUGGUCGAGUUUAGCAAGCACGUUCCCUCUGACAGCAGUAGGUGGAAGCAGCUUCAAGAUGCAGUUGAUUGGGACAAUCCUCCUCCCGAGCUCGUGUUUCUGGCCCAAGCCGUGAUUCACACAUCGUCCUCUCCGACCCCAGCACCUCAUGCAGGCGACUCCCCCGGCAUGGCGUUGCGGAUGGCGACGCCUGGUGCGCAGCCUUCAGCUUCUCAAGCGCAACGUGAUCAUCCAGUGAACCUCGGCAUCCUGACUCCCGAGAUCUACCUCGACGUGCCGCCGGAGCUCGACACGACCUACGCGCGAGUGCCUGAAGAGGUGGAAGUGGAACGCCCACGAAGGUCUACGGGUCGAACACCUGGACAAGUUCGGGGCAUCGCUGCUCAACUCGUCGCCCUUGCCGUCCUCAUCCAAGACUGUGCCGGCCCAAGCAGUGCCUUCACGCGCAGCGGAACCAUCGACCCGGCGAUCUUCCAAGCCCAGGGCACAACGGCCAAGGCGUCACCGGUGACACCAACGAGGAAUUCGACAACUCCGGCACGCGUGGAAAUUGGGCUCGCUCGGCAGGCUUGCUGGGCUGCGAGCGGGCAAUCUAUGACAGUCUUCUGUCAACCUCCAGCAGACCACCACCUGCCGUUGACAUCAUGGAGUUGUUUGCCGGUGAGGCUGGCAUCACUGCAAAAGCGUCCCGGUACGGGCUCAGCGCCUCGGAACCCGUGGCACUCACGACUCUGGGAGAUGGACGAGUUUCGCGACCUCGGCGAGUUCCCCGGCGUUGUCGAGUGCAUCGUUGACUCAGGAGAUGGUGGUGAUGGAACUCAACCAGCUUUGGAUCCAUCCAUCGUGUUAGGGCAACUUGCGACAGCAGUGGCUCAGCUUGCGCAGUCUGCUCAGAUGCAGGCUAGACCUUCUAGCUGGACUGAGUCUAAGUACGUGAAGGCCCCUGAAGUUUUUGCCCCAAAGAAUGCUGACAAAGAGCUGGCACUUUGGUCGGAGUGGAGUUUUGCGUUCAAACAGUGGGUUUACAUCCAAGACGAGGGUUUUAGACUUGAUUUUGAGAAGGCAGAGAGUGCGGAUAGCUUCAUGGCCUUUGAAGACUAUGAAGCUUCAACCAAGACUCGAAGCAUCCGUCUGUGUGCAAUUCUUGCGACGUACCUCAAGGGGCGUCCCCUUCGCAUCCUGCGUUCGAUCAAGAAUGGUCAAGCUCUUGUAAAGUUUCCUCCUUUCAAAGAGGGAGGUUCACUCCUGGACUAUACUUUGGCCUUUGAGCGCCUGGUGGGCGAGUAUGACAAGGUGUCCCCUCAUCCCUAUGACGACAACCUCAAGAUAAGCACCCUCAUGGCCGGCUUGCCCAAUGACGUGAAGAAGUAUCUGCAGCUGAACCUUGAUGAUAGCGUAAACUACGAACGUCUUCGCAACCGUUUGCUGCAGUAUGAGCGUACUACAGCCAUGUGGUCGUCGGAGCACUUGUUGCGCUCGGUAGGGAUUGACAAGGAUUCUGGCAAGUUUUUGGAUGUUGACGGUGGCGUGCCUAUGGACGUGGAUCGUGUUGAGCAGAAGGGUAAAGGGAAAGGGGGCAAGGAGAAAGGGGCUGGCAAAGGAAAAGGAAAGGGUGGAAAAGAUAAAGGUGGAAAGGGGAAGCAGAAAGAUGGCUACGGGAAGUCUGGGUGGAAUCAACAAGGGAAUGGCAAGGGAUGGGGCAACUGGGGUGGCCAAGGCGGUUGGAAUGACAAAAGAAAAGGGAAGGGUCAUGGCGGCAAAGGGAAGGGCAAAGGUAAGGAGAAGGGCAAGAGGCAAGUUGGUCCAUGCUUUACUUGUGGUCGCAUGGGACAUGUGGCCGCUGAUUGCAGAAGCAGAGUGAAUCAAGUUGCAGAUGAUGCCUCUUCGGUUACGACUCAGACCCCUUCCUCAGCUGCAUCUUCCUCAAGUAGUACCCGUACCCCAUCUUUGCCCGCUACGCAUUCCACCAACAUUCGACGUCUCGAAGUUUGGCAUGAGCAUGAAGAACCCCAAGAGCUCCAGAUCUACACGCCUCCUGACACCCCUAUGUGUACUUUCUAUGACCUCGCUUCGCAGGACGAUGAUGAUGACCGAGACUCUGGGAAGAUCUUUGAGGUUCGAGUGGUGACAUGUGAGGAAAUUUCAGCCGCAGAGCUAGCAUCUACUAGCACAUUGCUAUUCGACAUGGCCAGUAGUGACUCUGAUGGAGAACUUGAGUGUCCUGGGCAUGUUCGUGCUGUGAACGAGAGUGGCGAGCGUGAGUAUGAGCAAGUCAUCCUGGACUCCGGCGCUGAUGUGACUGUAGUUCCCAUGACCCACGGUAAUGUUGGCCAUGCUUCAGUGAACAAUCAAAGCCUGUGCGAUGCCCAAGGUAAUAGGAUCCCGAUGGCGGGACAGCGGCAGGAUGUGGUGUUUGAAGUUGUGGGCACCAAUGGCCAGCGACUUUUCUUCAAAGAUACGGUCGUGGUAGCACAGGUGAAGCAACCUCUCAUGUGCAUGGGUAAGCUUAUGCGUGACAGUUGGCUGCCACGGCAAGUUGACGGUGAAUGGGUUCUGCAGAAGGGCGACCAAGUAGAAAUUCCCUUGCAGCUAACAUGCGUAUCUUCCGUCUUGAAGAGCGGUCCAGAGAGAGAGAGCUUUGUGUGCGCAUUGUCGUUGAGCUUUCUGAGCAACUGGAAGCUGCAACUGGUGAACAAGAUUGUGACAUUCCUCAGUUUGGAGCCAGUAGAUCCCGAGACCAUUGGCAAAGUGGUUGUGCCCAAUCCAUUUCAAGUGAAUGAGCGUGCCGCUCCCAUGGAGGUGGAGCCUGAAAGAGCGGAUGAGACUGGUCCUGGAGGGCCUGCGGAAGUUGGACCACCCCCAGUGGAGGAGCAGCAUCCGGUUGCUGUCCAGGGACAAGCCACUCUGGUCAUAAAUGGGGUUGAGCUCACAGCAGAAUCCACUCUGAGACUGCUUCGUAAUGCUUGCAGGUUCCUCCGAGUGAGCCCUCAUGGAAGCAAAGCCGUGUUGCGGGGUCGACUUCAAUCAGAGAUUGCUGACAACCAAAUCAAAGCAUCAGGGCAAGCUUCAGAAGCAGUGCUUGAAGCCUAUCGGAGAGAGCCCCAUGUUGAGAAGACUCAUGAGCAGCCAGAUGCAGAGACCAUUGCAACGCACGAAGUGACCCAUUGUCCUAGAAUGCCCUGGUGUAGUGCGUGCACGGCUAUGCGGAGUAAAGAGGACAACCAUGUUUCCAGUGCGCCUAAGGAAGGUGGCGUCAUCCAUUUGGAUUUCAUGUUUACCAAGACCGAGAUUCCUGGUGAAGCUGAAGAUCCACUGGCUUGCCACAUGGUUGUUGUAGAUGAGCAGACCAAUUUCACCUCUUGCAUUCCUGUAGAGGGCAAGGCUACUGAGCACCUCAAGUCCGCUGUUGAUGAAGUUGUCAAGUUGGCUGCAGCUUUAGGACACAAUCAUUUGACAAUCCGUGGGGAUAGCGAACCCUCUAUCAAAUCUUUCUUGCAGGCAGUCAGUGCAGCCCGUACCAGACUUGGAGUUGCCACCAAGGUUGAGUUAGCUCCUCCUGAUUCAAAAUUGCACCAUGGGUUGAAAGCAGAGAGAUUUAUUGGCAUUGUCCGUGAUUUGGGCAACACAUUGCUGGCGACCAUAAAGGAACACACGGGGUUUUCCGUACGUAGUGGACAUCCCGUCUUUCAAUGGGCCUUUCGACACAGCGCUUUCCUGUACACACGAUUUCAUGUGCAACAAAGUGGUCAGACUGCGUUUGAGUUGGUUCAUGGAAGAUCCUACACUGGGAAGCUUUGCCUCUUUGGGGGUGCUGUGUUUGCUCAGUUGUUGCCUGUGACCCCUGCAAAAGGAAAUGGUUGGACAAAAGGGAUCUUCCUGGGAAAAUCCACGCUGGGAAACUUGAACAUCAUUGGCACCAACACUGGGGUACACUAUGCCAGAACCAUGCGUAGAGGCUCAUUGAGCUUUGAAACCGAGUUGAUUGCGUCCACCCGUGGAGUUCCCUGGAACGCUACCUUGGAUGUGAUCCCCGUGAAGAGGAAGAGGGCCCCCAAAUUCCGAGCCCCAAUUCUGGUCGAACCUGAGGAACCAAAGAAAGACGAGGUGGAGAAGAAGGAUCCUGGUCCGGAUGAGGCUGGGAGCGACCCAUCAAGUUCAAUGUCCUUGCCGGGAGAGUCUGUGGCAGGGUACAGUCCCUCUCCAAUGUCAGGAGCUAGUUCAGCAGAGAUGGUUCCAGAUGCAGAGAUGGUGCAGUCGCAGGGUGUCAAUCAGUUGAUUUCUCCUGCGGAUGAAGUCCAAGACAUGUUUGCCAGAAUUGUGCAGGUAGAGCAUGUGACUGGUCAUGAGCAGGAAAUCAUCCCAACAGUUGAGCUUGAUUUGAGUGAGCUUGAGUGUGGAGAUUGCGGUGUCGAAAUGGAUGGACCCCCGGAAUUGUCCCAGGAAGAGUUGGCAAGGCUGGAUGUGGCUAUGGAUCGCGUCGAAGAUCAACGGCUACUUCAAAUGGGACUUUGUGUCAGUGGAGAGAACCUUGUGCUUUACAGUGUGGACGUGUCGGAUGCGUAUCUGAUGGUUCCCCAGGAGCAGCCAACCUUCAUUGUGACGAACGAUGGUGAGGCCAUGGAGUUGCUGUUUAACUUGCCAGGGCAGCGAUGUGGAGCAAAGGGUUGGUACAUGCACCUCAAGGGCAUCAUGGUCGCACACAACAGUCAUGUAGAUGACCUUCAAAUUGUUGGAGGUGAGAAGAGAGGCGAGGACUUGCUGAAUGACAUGAAGAAGUCUGGUCUUAAGAUCCAGAUCGAAGGACCGGUCACCAUUGAUGGAGGUCAGUGCCGUUUUCUCAAGCGGUUGUUUCAAGGUGAUGGCACAGGGAUUGUAGUGAUUCCAGAACAGAAGUAUGUAGAGAAGUUGUGCUCACUUCUUGGCCUUCAGAAAGCGUCCCCAAAACCUACUCCACUUCCUUCCUCUUUGAUGCGUCCGAGUGAUGAUCCAGAACUCGGUGGAGCAGAGUAUGAUACGUAUCGUAGUGCUCUAGGGCUACUCCUGUACAUGAGCUCUGACUACCCAGAGUUGCACUUCGGAGUUCGAAUGUUGGGAUCCCGUUGCUCAGCACCCACGGCAUAUGACAUGCAGUUGAUGAGACAUAUGGCCAAGUACCUGAAGGGCAGAGAGAAUUUCGUGUUGAAGUUGUCAAAGACCAUCCCAGGCACAAGCUUUGAAGAGCGACUUCGCAAUUUUGGAGAGGUCGAUGUUGAGCUGAACGUGGGAAGAGAGGCGAGCUUUGGUAAAGGCCAUCUUCUAGAGUGCAUUACAGACGCUGAUUGGGCCUCUUCCUAUUUCUCGAGGAAGAGCGGGUCAUCUUAUAGCCUGUACCUGAAUGGCAACUGCUUUUAUGUGAGCACCAAAUUGCAGCAGUCUUUGUCCCUCUCUUCAUGUGAAGCUGAGUACAUGGCAUCUCUCCAAGGGUGCUGCGAUGGCUUAUUUGUGAAGGAGCUGCUGGAAGAGAUCACGGGCAGCCCCAUCAAGUUGGUGCACAGGACAGACAACAGUGCAGCAAGGGUCAUCAUAGGGAAACAAGGUUCCGGUCGGCUCCGUCAUGUAGACCUUGCGUAUCUUUGGCUUCAGUCGGUGGCUUCAAAAGGGUUGGUCAUUGGAAAGCCGAUUGGGACAAAGCAUUGUCCGCCGGAUCUCGGCGCGAAAAAUCAUGGUAGAAAGCGACAACAAUUGCUGUUGGGCCUUCUGGGGUUUGUUUCGUUGGAUUCCGGACUCCUUGCAGGGCAAGAUCAAAUCCAUGAAAUGAUUGUUGUGAAUGGUUUCAAGAAAAGUUUUCCCAGCACCAACGCCUUGAGAGCAGUGAUCAGCAUGUUGAUGGUCCAACCUUCGAACGGGCUUUGCCUCGGAGACCGUAUCGAUGCGGAGAACGUGAUGGUUCCAUUCGUGUGGGUCAUGAUGGGCAUCUUCAUUUGCAUGGUGGUGCUGAUGGUGGCGGUGAUGGUGAUGAAAUCUCGCUUCGUGAAGUUUGGUAUCGUGGUUGGAUCCUUGGCGUGGGGGGUAACGCUAGCAACGGGCAUGGAACCAGAACCUGAACCAAGUGAACAUCGUGAUGAUGGCCGGGAUGUGUAUGAGUACCAACUCCCCAACAUAGAUGAGAGUCAAAGCCAUGAUCAGCUUCCUGUGGUGGGAAGCAGUAUCGAGCAUGUUGUUGAGGGAAGUGACCCAACGGCUGCGAGCUCUACCGGACCAGCAGCAGGAAGUUCCAGUGGGCCUCAGGGUCCACUAGUUUCAGAUGGUCGUUUGGGUGAUGAUGGUCUAGCCGGGGGUAAUGAUGAUGAGGAGUACGUCUUCAGAUUGGGUUGUGGAGAGCGUUACCAUCGGUUUGGUUGUGGAAUGACACAGAAAUUUUGGAAUGACAAGCCGUGGAAGGUUCGUCGAUUGAAGAGGUCUUUUGCUCAGACAGACCGCAAGAAGUCCCCAUCCACAGAUGUAAGUAGCGAGUUUGUUAAGUUGUUCGUGGUUGGUAGAAAGGGUGAACUUCAGUGGCUAAUCGCCGGGCCUUUCUACGUGGACGUGGACAGCGACGUGGGCAAGAACAUCGGCGACCUCCUCAGGAUGAACUUGGUUCGCAUCCAACGCGUGCAAACUCCUACACAGCGGCGUCUUCCUUUGGAUUUUCCUUUCACGGCCCGCAGCGCCUCCCUCCUCUACGCGGAUGGCUCACGUAGUGUGGAGCUGGAAGACCUUUCCAAGAUCCAGCAGCCCGAGCAGAAGUUUGCCAAGGCCGUGCGGUACGCGGUGUUUGCAUAUGGCGAGCGACGUCCUGAAGUACAACCUUCAAGCGUGGAGGCCUCCCCCACGGAUGUCACGUUUCCUGGACUGUCAGCUGACGUUCCUGCCGAAGUUCGCCGGACUAUCGCACGUGUGCACAUCAACCUUGGUCAUCCGACUGCUGAGGAGCUGGUGCGACUUGCGUGUCAUCAAGGUAAUCCCUCUAUACACACUUCAUCUCGGCCGUUCGCUGCGACCUGCGACCGUCUCAAAUCACCACAGGCACCACCACCGUCGGCUGCCCCUUCUACGGUGACUCAGUUUGGCGACCGGGUCGAGCUUGACAUUUUGUACGUGCGGAAGUUGGACGGCGAGAACGUGAUGGUGCUCGGCAUGGUGGAUGUCGCUACACGUUUCCAUCAAGCUGCCGUUCUUUCUGGCCGCGCCCCGAAAAUUGCCUGCGAGGCUUUUGAGCGAGUUUGGCUUCGUCCUUAUGGGCUUCCGACCGUGGUUGCGGCUGAUCCGGAUGGAUGCUUUCAAGGCGACUUCCAGCGCCGCUUGGGAAUCGCAUGGCACGCUGGUGGAGCAUUGUCCUCCUGCCCGCCCGGCAGGCGCUCUUCGGGAAAGCGCCGCGCCUGCCGGGCGGGCUCAUGCAUAGUCAAGACCGAUUCGGCGGCAACGGCGGAGAGGGUGCGUUCGGAGGCUGCGAAGGCGAUAGCAGAUCUGAACGUGCAACAGUCCAUCGCUAUCCUUCGAAUCCCAGAUUUGGAGCCAGGGAGUCCAUGCUGGAGAUGGAGACGGCGAAGACAGAAAAAGAGGGGUGGCUGGGUGACAGCCAAGUUCCUUUCUUGGGACCUCGGCCCCGACCAAACUGGCAUGGGCGAGGUCAGGAACAACUACAGCUUUGGUGGCGACCGAACAGACGCCAGCAAGGCCCUCACCGAAAGCCUUUGGGCGGUGAAGGAGCGUAGAGCACCGCGCUCUACGAAGAAGACGGCCUCCUACACCGGCUUCGUUUUGGACACACCCUCGGCGAGUUCUACGUGCAACCAGUUGUUCGAGGUACUGAAACGACGACGUGCUGGCCACGGACAAGCCUGCCCAGGAGGCCGACACUUCAGACUCCGACUGGGACAAUGCACCCCCGACGUCAAGUUCGCGGCAGGGAAUGUCUCGUAUGGAAGCCAAAGCUUUGGAUCGCAAGAUUCCAUGGCGCAAAAUCAUGGAAUUGCCAUCCCACCAGUUCCAGGCCUAGGCAGUGGAAAAGGGGCACUCCUCGUGGAUGGAGUGGUCAGGGCACUCACCCGCGAAGAGGCGAGCGCUGUCUUGAAGGACAAGAUCCUGGCCAAGCGCGUGCUGAGAACGCGCAGCUGCUUUCGAGACAAGGUAAAGGGGCUUGGCCCUCUUGGAGCCAAAUGCAGAGUCGUGGCGCUGGGGAGCAACCGCGAGUUUGCCAACUCUCAGAAGAAGUGGUUCGGCUGGACUGGACCCUAUGACGGAGUAACACGUUCCACGAGUUGUUGGACGGCACCCUUGUACCUGGUCCUCACCAACAUCUAUGGCCUUGCUAACGCUCCACGUCUUUGGGCAAUCACGGUGGCGCAGAGGUUGAAGAAGCUUGGAUACAGACAGCACGUUUUCGACCGGAUGGUUUUCCUCCUCUUCAACAAGCAAGAUGAGCGCAUCUCCAUCGUCUUGGUGUACGUUGACGAUUUCUUCGGCGUCUACCGUGAGGACUGUUCCAUCAAACCAGUUUGGCAGUCCUUCAAGUGGGGGUCUCUCAACACUGUUGAGCCCGACAAGGAGUUCACUGUCAAAGGGCUGAGUUCAUCGAUGGCCUUUCCGUCGACAAGAUUCCUAGAGGUGCCGAUGACGUUGUCCGACCUCAAGUCCCUGUACCAGGCCUUUGAGUUCGCCCGCGCGACCAAGAAUGACGACAUCAUUAUCGAGGAUGUUGCCCUGAACCGUGGCAGCGUCAUCGUGGCGUAUAGUGAUGCUUCUUGGGCCAACGCAGAGCAGUGCCGCUCGCAGCUUGGAGUCCUUGCCUUGCUUACCUCUCCAACCGUGCUUCAGAGAACCACGGCGGCAGCAGUGCUUGAUUGGCGAUCAGGGCGUUCGACCCGGGUGUGUCGCUCCACCUUAGCGGCGGAGGCGAGCGCUGCCGAUGAGGGCUACGACAGAGGGUGCUUCUUGAACAUGUUCAUCUCCGAGCUCCUGUAUAACAUUCCUGCACAUCGAGGCAUCCCGGUGAAGGUUGUUCAGCUUAUGGAGCAUGCAAAUGUUUGGAAAGUUGUUCUGCCAGACCAGAACGGCAUGAAUUUCCUUCACUUGGCCGACUCAUCCGCUGGAGCCGAUGAACUGGUGGCCUGCACUUUGGCAAGCGCUUUUGUUUUCGUCUUGCCCUUUCCUUUCGCCUGGGCUCAGCUGAUCCAUCGUGCGAACUUCCACCCGGCCACAGGGCUAAAAGCCAUGCUCGGGCGGCAGGGGCUAAGGGCGGCGGGUGGUGAGGUCGGAGCAUGCAUCGGCCACAACGUGUCCUGGCUUACAGGGCAGUGCCACCCUGACAAGACAGCCGAUGAAAAUGCCAAGGAACGCUUCCAGAGCAUCUCCGAAGCGUACCAAGUGCUGUCGGACAAGCGGUCAGGAAAGCUGCAACUAGGUUUUGCGAUGAACUCUGUGGCUAGCGGUGGCAGUAUGCCUGUGUUCAGGAUCACCGAGAUGCUGGGUCUCAUUCUCUCAGCCUGGGGGAAGAGCUGGGACUCCUUGGGUGGCAUCUAUGCCUUCCUCGACUGUGAGGGCCACGCAGCAUGGAACCACUUCCGCCAGCUGCGCCAAGCGCAGUUCCGAGAUGAUCGCCUUCACCUUCCCGAAGAAGAAACUUUUUGGGAUUUUGUGGAGGAGGCGGAGGCUGUAUUGGCACAGAACUUCAGACACGUGGACGUCCAGCGCUUUGCGCUUAGCCUCUCGGAGCCUGGGCAAACGGCGCGUCGCUUCGCAGACGACUGCGUCUAUGGAGCUGUGGCCGCUUUGCACGUCCGGGGCCUCGGAGAACACGCCAAAGGCCAUAUGGCAGCAGCGCUUGCAGACUGGACCUUGGCUUUGCAGCUCCUGGGCAAGGAGCUCGGCUUGGACUUCUUGGAGUCCACGUCCUGGAAGCUGCGCUCCGCGGAGAUUUUGCAGGACAUCCAGGCUGUCUCAGGUGCUGGAAGACGCUUUCGUGGUCUGAAAGCUCCCCGAAGAGGCUCUUCUUUCAAUUUGGAGGGCUUUCUUCUUCCGGGCACGGAUGUGCCUACACAAGUUGUUCUGCAGGAGUCGAAUUGCGAAGUUGUGGUCUACGGCUACCAUCCCGUCCUCAUCGAGCCCGUCUCUGCGCUUCUUCAGCUUGAGGAAUGGGCAAAGCGGAUUCGAUUAAACUGGUACGGCAUCAGCCGCCGCGACUGUGACUUCUUCAUGCUUUGCACCCCAGAAUCAUUCAGACACGCACGAAGUCCUGUCCGAGCCAGCCUUCGUUGGAAGGUUUAUAUGUCAACAGAUGAUGAGGAGGAGGUUGCCUUGGCCUACCGGGCCUUCUGGGCGGCCGAGGAUGUGAAGCCCGAUUUGAUUGUGGCGAUGGAGCUCCGAGAUGCUUACUUUUUGUGGCAAACCGCAAAAGCACCACACUCAAAAGAUCUUCAUCCUUCAAAUUCACACGCAAACACGGUGGUGGCCUGCCUCUACUACGCGGCUUUGAUCUUCUUCCAGGACGAAGCCUUCAGCGACUUCGCAGCCUCCGUCUACCUACGCCAGUUCCAGGAGUUUCAAGCGGCUCCUCACACUGCCAUGGUGGCUCAGUCCCCCUACAUCGCCGCCCAUUUGCAGUACCACGUCAAUUCCACGGUGCCUUUUGUCCCUCCACUGGCGCUCUAUGUUGAUGCUGCGUAUGCUCCGAACAGCACCAGGACCUCGCUCCUGGUCAUUUGUGCCAGGACACGGCUCCUGAUGUCUCAUGUGUGCCGUGGACUCUUUCGUGAAGGCAGGCAUCUGUUUCCUAGAGGACCUCGGCUCUUUGUGGCUUCUGGCGACCGGGACGUGGUGCAUGGCUUAAGCUUUCAGGAAGUUGGCAACUUCCAUGCCACAGUGCUCAUCCCUUGGAACAUCGCCGUCACCACUUUCGCGGAGCUCUACGCCCUUCACGUUCCCAUCUUCGUGCCCGAUCCACUUUGGCUCGCCCGUCUUUGGCCAAAGCAGAUGACGAGCUACAGCAAGUCUCACCCAGAUUUGCACCGACAGCUGCGAGCCAACCAGAAGCAUCCAACACCGUAUCCGUCUUUGGAUUUCCUGACACGCGAUUUCUGGAUCAUGCGUUACUGGUCGGAGCAGCAUGCGGGGAUCUAUGAGAAGCCGGGCGUGCGAGCCUUCAGCUCCAUCCCCGACCUGCUGGCUUUUUUCAACGGGAACUGCCAGAGAAUGCUUUUGCAUUCGUCCUCGGAGAUGAGCCGAGAGACGAAGCGGCUCGUGACAGAAAUCGUGCCUUUCUGGUCCCAGCUCGCCAGCACUUUGCUGAACCCUCUUACGACUCAAGAAGAAGGAAGAAGCGGUUCAAAAAGGGGCAAAGCUCCAAAGGCAGUAGUGCAGCCGAUGCUUGCAAAUGCAAAUGCAAAGACUUUCGCCAGGAGCUCUUCCAAGGCGGCCAGCUUCGAGGAAAGCUCCAAGCAGAGGGAGGUACGGCGCCAGGUGAAGCUGGCGCUCAACCUGGCCUCCCGGCUGGACGCUAAGGACGCCUCGCCCGUGAAGGAGGUUCAGGCUGAAGCACAAGGGAUUCUGGAGAGUGACCCUUCCUUGGCCCGGUUCCUGGCAGAGAUCGGAUGGGUCUACGAGAAUCGAGCCGAAGUGUACCUUGCAACUUCAACGUCCGCCUUGGGCUCCUGGAGCGUGGGUGCUUUGAGCUCCCGAGCGCAUGGCCAUGGCCGACAGGCUUCCCAACAAAUGCGAACCGCCAAGCUGGCAGCACACUCCUUUGUCAAGUUGCGCAGGAUCGUGAAGGAGGCAGAUGAGAAAGAGACUGAUGGCGCAGAUGGCGCAAGUGGUGAGGAGGAAUUGCCUGAGUCGCUGAGCAGCGCGCUGCCAACUUUCAUGGAGACUUUCUGGAGCAUGUCCUCACACGACAUUACCGGCACACUGGACAAGGUCAUUGAACGCGUGCUGAGUGAUGGCACCGUAACUGCAGCAGACAGAUGCAGACGCGCCCAAACACUCCGAGAGCUUGGUCAAAAGCUCCAGGAAGAGGCCGAGGCCGCGAGAGCCAAGGAGGCCCCGAUUUCAGGCGACGAGUGCCGACGCUUCGAGAAGGCCUUUGCAGCAUCGAUGGCCCGGGAUGCAUAG